This is a messenger RNA of Dictyostelium discoideum AX4, 255 nucleotides long. RefSeq lists its product as hypothetical. The coding region runs from base 1 to 255 and encodes 84 amino acids. The record is from RefSeq and is a predicted model, not a curated record. The transcript has a single exon. NCBI's taxonomy places the organism in Eukaryota, Evosea, Eumycetozoa, Dictyosteliales, Dictyosteliaceae.
AUGUGUAAAGGUGCUGGUCAUUCUAUACAUGUUGAAGAUCCUGAAAGAUUUAAUAAACUAUCAAUGGAAUUCAUUGAUUCUGCAAAUCAUUAUAAAUCAGAUACAAUUGAUUCAAAAGAAAAAAAUCAAUUUUUUGUAACAAAAUUUUUACAGUAUAAUGCUAACCAUAUAAUACCAUCAUCAGGUAACCCAUUCCCAUUAAAAAAUUCAAGAUUAUUUUCAUUUUUACCAAAAAUAAUUAAUUAUUUAAAAUAA